Ficedula albicollis (Collared flycatcher) is the source of this 3153-nucleotide messenger RNA. It is a transcript of the gene MMP2, whose product is annotated as matrix metallopeptidase 2. The record is from RefSeq and is a predicted model, not a curated record. Gene Ontology annotation, molecular function: zinc ion binding; metalloendopeptidase activity. Lineage: Eukaryota; Metazoa; Chordata; Aves; Passeriformes; Muscicapidae. Bases 176 to 2161 code for a protein of 661 amino acids. Gene Ontology annotation, biological process: extracellular matrix organization; collagen catabolic process; proteolysis. The transcript is spliced from 13 exons. Gene Ontology annotation, cellular component: extracellular matrix.
GACUGCGCAUCUGGAUGUUUUAAACAUACAAAGGAAUUGCUAGAGCAAGCAGAAGGGAAAAGGGUGCUGAGAGUCAGGAUGUGCAGAUAAGCAACUGGUGCACUUUGCAGCUAAAGUAACGGAGAGACAGCGGGGAAGAGCUUUUUCCAGAGAGGAGAGCACGAGUUUAGGCAGAAUGAAGACUCACAUUGGCUGUGCCUUCGUUUUUAAAGUACUGUUCGUCCAAGUAUAUCUUUUGAACAAAACUUUAGCCGCACCAUCACCAAUCAUUAAGUUUCCUGGAGACAGCACUCCCAAAACAGACAAAGAGCUAGCAGUGCAAUACCUGAAUAAAUACUAUGGCUGCCCAAAAGACAGUUGCAAUUUAUUUGUCCUGAAAGAUACUCUGAAGAAAAUGCAGAAAUUUUUUGGGCUGCCUGAAACAGGAGAUCUGGAUCAAAAUACUAUUGAGACAAUGAAGAAACCCCGCUGUGGUAACCCUGAUGUAGCCAAUUACAACUUCUUUGCAAGAAAGCCAAAGUGGGAAAAGAAUCAUAUAACAUACAGGAUUAUAGGCUAUACCCCGGAUCUGGAUCCUGAGACAGUAGAUGAUGCCUUUGCUCGAGCCUUUCAAGUCUGGAGUGAUGUCACACCACUGAGAUUUAACCGAAUACACGAUGGAGAAGCAGACAUUAUGAUUAAUUUUGGCCGAUGGGAACACGGUGAUGGCUAUCCCUUUGAUGGCAAGGAUGGUCUCCUGGCUCAUGCCUUUGCACCAGGGCCAGGAAUUGGAGGAGACUCCCAUUUUGAUGAUGAUGAACUGUGGACUCUUGGGGAGGGACAAGUGGUCAGAGUGAAGUAUGGAAAUGCAGAUGGUGAAUAUUGCAAAUUUCCCUUCUGGUUCAAUGGCAAGGAAUACAACAGCUGCACAGAUGCAGGACGCAGCGAUGGAUUCCUCUGGUGUUCCACAACCAAAGACUUUGAUGCAGAUGGGAAAUAUGGCUUUUGUCCCCAUGAGUCGCUUUUUACAAUGGGUGGCAAUGGUGAUGGGCAGCCAUGCAAAUUUCCCUUCAAAUUCCAAGGGCAGUCGUAUGACCAGUGCACAACAGAAGGCAGGACAGACGGGUACCGAUGGUGCGGAACCACUGAGGACUACGACAGGGAUAAGAAAUACGGAUUCUGUCCAGAGACUGCCAUGUCAACAGUUGGUGGGAAUUCCGAGGGCGCCCCGUGUGUGUUCCCCUUCAUCUUCCUGGGGAACAAGUACGAGUCGUGCACGAGCGCGGGGCGCAACGACGGCAAGCUGUGGUGCGCCUCCACCAGCAGCUACGACGACGACCGCAAGUGGGGCUUCUGUCCAGACCAAGGGUACAGUCUCUUCUUGGUUGCUGCCCAUGAAUUUGGCCAUGCCAUGGGAUUGGAGCACUCUGAGGACCCAGGAGCUCUCAUGGCCCCCAUCUACACCUACACCAAGAACUUUCGACUUUCUCAGGAUGACAUUAAAGGGAUCCAGGAGCUAUACGAGGUGUCCCCUGAUGUCGGACCAGGGCCAGGACCAGGCCCAGGCCCACAGCCAACCCUUGGCCCUGUCACUCCAGAGCUCUGCAAGCAUGACAUUGUGUUCGAUGGAGUCGCACAAAUCAGAGGAGAAACGUUUUUCUUCAAGGAUAGAUUCAUGUGGAGGACUAUAAACCCCCGAGGAAAACCCACAGGUCCUCUUCUUGUUGCUACAUUCUGGCCCGAUCUGCCAGAGAAAAUUGAUGCUGUCUAUGAGGCCCCUCAGGACGAGAAGGCUGUGUUUUUCUCAGGAAAUGAGUACUGGGUUUAUUCAGCCAGCAACUUGGACAGGGGCUAUCCAAAGAAACUCAGCAGCCUGGGACUGCCCCCUGAUGUGCAGCGUGUGGAUGCAGCUUUCAACUGGGGCAGAAACAAGAGGACAUACAUUUUUGCUGGAGACAGAUACUGGAAAUACAAUGAAGAAAAGAAGAAAAUGGAGCUUGCAUCCCCUAAAUUCAUUGCUGACUCUUGGAAUGGUGUUCCAGAUAACCUCGAUGCUGUCCUGGGUCUUGGAGACAGUGGAUAUACCUACUUUUUCAAAGAUCAGUACUAUCUACAAAUGGAAGACAAGAGUUUGAAGAUUGUUAAAAUUGGCAAGAUAAGCUCUGACUGGUUGGGUUGCUGAACCAUAUGAGAUAUCAAUAACCAAAUAUUUACUUUUUUGUUAUAUGCCUUAUCUGUAAUUAGAAAUAGAUCUGAAUGCUAAUUACUGGACCAGUCUGGUACUGGCACCAAAACACUAAGUACCAGUACUGUACACAUCAGAUAAUUUAAGAGUGUUUGCCUCCUCAGUAUACAAAAGAUGUUUACGUAUAUAUUCUGGUACAACUUUUCCAUUGUUGUGCUAGUCAUAGUAGUGCUAUGAACAGAACAGCCAUCAUUCUUUAUUCCCUUGGUGCUUGAACAAAGCCUUGGAACCUUUGGAGACUGGAUCAUGCCCCUCUGUUAUUCACAUACCAGAUAGGCUCAAUGAGAUGUACCAGCAGUGCACUUUGAUUUCUAUUUUUUUUAAAUACAACUCUGUUAUAAAUGGAUGGUUUGUCUUGAUGUUUUUCACCCUCUUACGAGUUUGAUCAUUACUUCCAUUUAUUUACAUAAGAAUACAGAAAGACUGUCAAAGGCACAGGUUGCCUCAGGAUCUGCUUUGUGUUGAUGCAUGAUAGAAUCAUGGCAAAAAAACUGUGUUAAAGUAUUGUUUUAAAGUACUUUUUAUUUUAAUACCUUAGUUAAAUUUAGCAAUUUGCUUCAUGCACUUUGUUACUACUAUAUAACUUGUUUAUAUGGAUGGAAACGACUCAGAUUUUUGAAGACAAUGUGUUAUACAUAAAAGUCAAGUACUGUUUAAUGUCUUUUAUUUUCCUGUUCCUUAUAAUAUCAGGAGGUUUGUUCAAUUAGGCUUUUUGCCUAUGCAUUGGGCAGCAGAAAAUGUUAUUUUCACAACCUGAUAGAAUGUUUGUCAUUAAAAAAUAAACCAGAAAAAAAUGUCCCACACAUGAAGUGCCAACAAUACCAAUAAAAUCAAAUUACACUGUCAACACUACUCAUGGCCAGGCUCCCUUGUAUCACUUGAAAUUAUAAAUUCAGUAGCAUGUUUCAGUGCAUUACCUGUCAAAGAAA